UCUGCUUUACAACCUGCUCCCUGCUUUAUAGGCUGAUUGGGAAAGAGCGACGCCCGCAGGUAUUUGCCUUUCAUUUGGCAAUGGCAUCUGCUAAGCUCACACAGGAGUUAUGUUGCUCCAUCUGCCUGGACUUCUACAGAAAACCUGUCAUUCUCCGAUGUGGCCAUAAUUUCUGCCAGGACUGUAUUACAGGAGUGUUCAACACCCAGGAGGAGGAAUCUGCAUUUUAUACCUGCCCCGAAUGCAGGAAACGAUUUAAGGCGAGGCCUUUGCCUGUGAGAAACCUGGCUCUCAGUAAUAUAGCAGAGCUGUACCAGGUUGGCCGACCAAGGCCAGAAGCGACCGGAAUCCUCUGCACUUACUGUAUAGACAUCCCUCAAGCUGCAAUUAAGACCUGCCUGCACUGUGACGCCUCCUUAUGUGAACUGCACCUUACAGCACACAGUGCAUCGGAGGAACAUAUCUUACUGGACGCCACCAGUCCCCUCCAGAAUCGGCACUGCCCCAUUCACAGAAAGCUCCUCGCAUAUUACUGUUCUGAGGAUGCUGCCUACUUAUGUGUAUGCUGCUGCCUUUCUGAGGAGCACCGGGGACACCACCUAGAAUGUUUAAAUAAGGCGUCUCAGAUAAAGAAAGCUGAACUAAGUCAAAUUCUAGAGCACUUGGGUCUCCUGAAAGCAAAGAAAAACCUGGUGAACCUGAACCUUAUUCGCCACAGCAGGAAGGUAGAACAGGAGAGUGCGGUUCUAACCAAGAACGUUGCUUCCCUGUUUGCUGAAAUCAGAGAACAACUUGAGGCUCUAGAACGCCGCAUCCUUAAUGAGAUAACGCUCGAGGAGCAAAAGGUUCUUGUUCCAAUCGGCAAGAUGAUCGGCAAGUUGGAAUCACAGAGAGAUGAACUGACCAGAAAAAUGAAUUCCAUAGAGGAGCUGUGCAAUAAUACUGACCCCCUGGCUGUGUUACGGGAGCAGGAAUUGGGCAGGGCAUUGGAUAAUGAAGAAGAUAAUGACGAUGAUGAUGAUGAUGAUGAUGAUGAUAGGUAUAGCAAGUAUCUGAUAGCAUCAAGUCACCUAGAUCGGCUGCUUCUGUCUGUAAGAAUACAGAAAGGCCUAGAGCGAUUUGUUGCUAGUAUUUCCGACAUUAUGGCCGACAGAUUCACCAAUGUGGAAUGCGUGUCUGAUCUUUUAUUGGACAUCAACACGGCUGGUCAUAACAUUUGUCUGUCAGGUGACCUGAAAACCGCAUCGUACUUAACAGAGAAACAGGAGUGGAGCACCGGUCCUUGCAGGUUCACAACAGCACAAGUUCUGAGUACCACCAGCUUCUCAUCCGGAAACCAUUUCUGGGAGGUGGAGGUUAGUGAAGAUGGCCUUAGGAGUGUAGGGGUGGCCUAUGCCAGCAUCCCCAGGGUAGGGCCGGAAUCCAUUAUAGGUUAUAACAGCCAAUCCUGGAGCCUAACCUGGAUCAAUGACCUGAUUGGAGUAAGUCAUAAUUCUGAGUGCAAGACUGUAUCUAAAAGCUCAACGAUGAGGAACGUUGGAAUCUCCCUAGACUAUGAAGCAGGACUACUGACCUUCUAUCAGCUGUGCGACCCCAUCAGACACCUGCACACCUUCAGCUCCACAUUCACCGAACCUCUUCAUCUCGCCUUCCAUGUCGAAAAAGGCUGGGUGAGAAUAAGCAGCAAAGCAUCCUGGGCUAUUCCAAGUACCGGCAAAUCCAAAGUUGGGGAUCCGUGAGUGUUUCCCGGUGCAACUAAGGCCCCAGUUCCUAAUAAUUUCAGUCAGACAAGCCUAUUUGGGAUGAUGGGAAUGGAAAUACAAAUGCAUUAUUAAAGUAGAUUUUGGUGUUACUUCCCCUUUAAUAACUGUUAAUUCUUACAUAGACAUGAUGCAAGAGUCAGAACACUUUGAGCACUUGUUGAUAGGAACUAUCUUUAGGUUCUUGGGGUAUCUAAACAGGUAUCAGAUGCUCUGGUCUAUUUUAUGUUCAAUGUAUUUUUUGUUUACUUGUGGGUAUUAUCAGUAUUGGAUUGGCCCACAGGAUACCAGAAACCCCCCACCCGUAGGCUAAGGUGAUAGGUGCCCUCCUGUGUCCAUAUAUGCCUAUACUUUGGCCAUUCACCAGUCCCUUUUUCUUUCUGGGGGAUAUGGAGAGAAGGAAAUGUAUGUACAGUUAUAAAGACGGUGAGUCAGGAGAUGGACGGGAGAGUGGGAUUGUGGUGUAAGGGUUUCUGAUGGGCCCCUGGCCCCCAGUCCCACAGUCCCCCAGUCCCCCAGUCCCACACUGAGUGUUAUCUCCAUAAUCCUUUUUUGUUCUUCAUUUUGUUACUUUAUUGUAAAACCCUUGGUGGCUUGUGUGCACUGUAUAAAUAAACAAUAGUGAGCAUAAAAAGCUGUUCCUUUACUUUAAUACUGGAGAUAUAACCUGCUAUAUACAGGCUGAGUUAUACAGGGAACUCUGAGUAUCACUCAUGUAUUAUAAGGGAUAAUGUACCCCCUACUGUAAAUGAUAAGGAUAUUAGCAGUCACUGAGGGGUUCUGUGCCCAUAUAAAGGCACAAGGCUGCAGGCUGAGUUAUACAGGGAACUCUGAGUAUCACUCAUGUAUUAUAAGGGAUAAUGUACCCCCUACUGUAAAUGAUAAGGAUAUUAGCAGUCACUGAGGGGUUCUGUGCCCAUAUAAAGGCACAAGGCUGCAGGCUGAGUUAUACAGGGAACUCUGAGUAUCACUCAUGUAUUAUAAGGGAUAAUGUACCCCCUACUGUAAAUGAUAAGGAUAUUAAAAGUCACAAACAAAAAGUUAAAGUGAAUGAUGUGACACCACAAAGAACCAGAUGCACGGAGUUUGUAUAUAACUAUAAUCACAGGUUACCCAUGCUUUGUGUGUGAGACAUACUCUGUAACAAUAGUGACCAUGAAAGGAGGAUGUCAUUGAAAUCCUGAAUCCUUGUGA
Messenger RNA from Xenopus tropicalis (tropical clawed frog), 2954 nucleotides. RefSeq names its product novel C3HC4 type (RING finger) and B-box zinc finger protein with SPRY domain. Gene Ontology annotation, biological process: antiviral innate immune response. Gene Ontology annotation, cellular component: cytoplasm. The record is from RefSeq and is marked validated. Lineage: Eukaryota; Metazoa; Chordata; Amphibia; Anura; Pipidae. Gene Ontology annotation, molecular function: zinc ion binding.